CUGUCAACCCCUUUUUACCUCAUCCAUUUUUAUGUGACCGAAGAGGGUCAACCUUUCGUCCUCCAUUCGAUCCAUUUCCGCACAUUAUUAAUGCGCAUGAGGAAACCAACCGCUCUGCUACCCCUUUUCUCCUCAUCAUUGAUCGAUACGCACACACACACACACACACACACAUACACAUACACAUACACACACAUACACACAUACACACACAUAUGCGGACACACCCAAACAGACAGACGGACAGACGGGGAGACACAUACACACACACACACACACAGACACACACACACACACACACACAUGUACGCAUUUGUUAGGAAUUAGUUGAAUAUACCGCAAAUUUUCAGUAUCCGAUAAACCGGUUUUAAUACCAAUGGAAUGAAA
Loa loa (African eye worm) is the source of this 387-nucleotide messenger RNA. RefSeq lists its product as hypothetical. Lineage: Eukaryota; Metazoa; Nematoda; Chromadorea; Rhabditida; Onchocercidae. The transcript has a single exon. The record is from RefSeq and is a predicted model, not a curated record.